Molecule: messenger RNA, 1155 nt
Organism: Symbiodinium sp. CCMP2456
Lineage: Eukaryota; Dinophyceae; Suessiales; Symbiodiniaceae
Source: the annotation of a GenBank genome assembly
AUGGACGGAGUCAGGAUCACUCGACAUGAGGCACAGGUGCCCCGUGCUUGGCUGGCGCGCUUUCGCUUGCGGGGCGAAGGCUUGACGGAACAGGCGCUGUACCUGCUGGAGCCGCUGAUUCGACGACAUCUCGACGCGCCUUUCCCCUUCCAUGUAAAGGCUCUGCUGGGGCUCAAGAUCGAGAAGAGCCUGCCGACCAACGACCCCGCCUACCGCGUGCACUACGUCGUCACUACCUUGAGGUGGAGGUAUGAGUCUGCCGUCGAGUGGGCUACGCUGCCCGGGAGCGGAUGGAGCAUCGUGGGCUUCGAGUGGAUGGAUGUGCUGAUCGCCCCGGGGCUGGAGAUGGCUCCACCGCGCGGCGGAGCUGGCGGCCGCAACGUGAAGCUCCCCGAGCCACAUCGGUGCUUCGAGUUCUGCGUUCGAGCGGCCUUCCUCGGCGUGGGCGACCUGACCGCGGCGGAACGCAAGAACACCGUGCGCUGCACCGGCUGGCCCUUCUUCGAGGAUGACCGUCGCCGUGGACGCCCUGCAGCGGACUCACCGCCCCGCGAGCUCGUCGACGUGGGCUUGGACUUCGGCGCCGUGCAGACCGACGAGGUCUCCCUCGAGCAGAUCGGCGACUUCGAGAUGGCGAACCUUGGUCUGGUUGAGAUCAUCGUCUACGGCUGGGUGGAAAAGACUUGGCGCGGAACCAGGCGAGUCGGCGAAACCCAGCUCCGAGUGCCGCUGCAAGAGGUGAUUGAGGCCAGGAAUCCCGCGACGACCAUAGUCGUGUUGCUCCUGCACGAGGGUCACUACUCCCUCGUUUACAACUUCGACGCCUUCGUGAGCCAGCGAAGCUCCCAGAUCAACGUUCGCUGGCGCAAAGGGCACAGCGUGAUUUGUUGCCCCAUUUGCCGAGCCAACUUCAAGACAGAGCUUGCGUUGAGGGGGCACUUCAGGACUGGCGGUUGUCGCCACGACUUCGAGGGGCGACGAUCUCAGAUCGCCUUGCCUUUGGCUGUGGAGGCGAACUUGAAGUACUUCACCAAGUCCUCUUGCGAGCUGGCUCCGGUCAUCGUCUACGCUGACUUCGAGGUCUUCAGCGAUGUGGCCCCCGAGCACGCGGCGGUCAAGGGCGUGCAAAACAGGGUGGCCAUGCUGCCUACGUAG